AUAUAUUAAUGUCACACUUUCUCCAUUACUUUCCACCCUCCAGAGAGAGAGAAAAGAGCGAGCAAGAGAGAGCGAGAGAAGGAGAGAGAUGAAGGUGUCUUCGUCGUUAGUCAUCGUCCUCGUCUCUCUCUGCGGCCUCGCGGCAUCUGUAUGGUCGCAGUCGUCGUCGCUGGAUUCGUGCAGCUCCAACCUGAACGUCGAUGGCCUCCCCUUCAACACGACUUCUCUCGCCUGCAUCUCCGCUUGGGCAUCUGAGAACUUCAUCCUCAGAUACCAGCAAACAUCCGCAAACACAUGGAGCUUCGUCCUCUCCACGCCCACCGCCAACUCCUACAUAGGCAUGGGCUUCUCGAGCAAACCGCAGAUGGUUGGGGCGAGCGCGGUGGUUGGUUGGUUCUCGUCAAGCGGCAGCGGCACGGUGAAGCAGUACGCGCUGGAUGCCCAGACUCCAUCCCAGGUCAAGCCCGACCAGGGUUCCCUGACCAUCGUGGCGAGCUCGUCCAUGAUCGUGUCGCAGUCGAACCGCACCUACAUGGCGUUCCAGCUAAACACGGCCCAGCCUGAGUCGAACCUGAUUUACGCGGUCGGGCCGUCCGGAUUCACGCCGGGGUCGACGUAUCAGCUGAUGCAGCACCAGGACAUGACAGUGACCUCCGUGAACUUUGUCUCGGGCCAAACCACGACUGAGGGCACUCCCUAUACCAGACUGAGGAGGAGCCAUGGGAUCCUGAACAUGCUGGCAUGGAGCAUCUUGAUGAUCAUUGGGAUAAUCGUGGCUCGUCACGGCCAGCAGUACGACCCGAUGUGGUUCUACGUGCACGCCGCCGUUCAAUCCUCGGCUUUCGUUCUGGGUUUGGUGGGAAUCAUUUGCGGCUUCGUGUUGGAAAACAAGAUCAGUGCCAGCAAUGUCUCCACCCACAAGGGUUUGGGAAUCUUCAUUCUUGUUCUUGGCUGCCUCCAGGUCAUGGCAAUUUUGGCUCGACCGGGGAAGGGAUCAAAAUUGCGAGGAUAUUGGAACUGGUAUCACCAUAAUGUGGGGCGGGUUUUGAUUAUUUUUGCGAUCGCGAAUGUUUUCUAUGGAAUUCAUUUAGGCGAAAAGGGGAACAAGUGGAAUGUUGGUUAUGGAAUUACUAUUGGUCUUCUAUUUGUAAUUCUCAUUGUUUUGGAGAUACAAAAGUUUAGGAAGUGAUGACACUUUUUGUACCCCUUUUGUGUGUAUUUGUUUCCACAGAGAAUAGGUUAAAGGGUCGUGGACUUUGGACUUUCUCCUUGUAAUUUAAAUUAGUUUGUUUAUAAUUUAUAUGUCGCUCAGUUUUCUUGAAAGCCGGUUUUAAGUAGACUCA
This is a messenger RNA of Eucalyptus grandis, 1343 nucleotides long. Its product is annotated as cytochrome b561 and DOMON domain-containing protein At3g07570. NCBI's taxonomy places the organism in Eukaryota, Viridiplantae, Streptophyta, Magnoliopsida, Myrtales, Myrtaceae. Bases 89 to 1189 code for a protein of 366 amino acids. The transcript has 4 exons. The record is from RefSeq and is a predicted model, not a curated record.